Messenger RNA from Homalodisca vitripennis (glassy-winged sharpshooter), 648 nucleotides. Its product is annotated as CCHC-type zinc finger nucleic acid binding protein-like. Gene Ontology annotation, molecular function: zinc ion binding; nucleic acid binding. The record is from RefSeq and is a predicted model, not a curated record. Bases 1 to 648 code for a protein of 215 amino acids. Lineage: Eukaryota; Metazoa; Arthropoda; Insecta; Hemiptera; Cicadellidae. The transcript has a single exon.
AUGGUGUACCAACACCCACACCAGGUCACAUUUUUGACCUUCGCCCUCCCUCACCCACCAGCCACGAUUAGAGCAGGAUACCUUUCUCUUCAAGUUAAACCUUAUUUCAGAAAUCCGCAAAGAUGUUUCAGAUGCCAGCGUUUCGGACAUUCGAGCAAAACAUGCACCGGCUUAGAGACAUGUAGCAGAUGUGGUCAAAGUGGCCACAAUGACAAAGAUUGCACAAGCGGAGAAGAGCACUGUGUGAACUGUAAGGGCAAGCACUCUUCAAGCUCUCGUAGUUGCAAGAUUUAUUUGGAGGAGAAAGAGAUAUUGAAGUUGGUUACAAUAGAAAAACUGUCUUUUGGCGACGCCCGUAGGGAGUAUAGGAGACGACUUGGACAAACUCCAAGAAAAGACAUCUCCUACUCUCAGGCCGCUUCUGCUUCUCCAGCCCAGCCCGCACAGUGCUCCUCCUGCUCCGCUCUGGAGGGCAUGGUGCGAGAACUCACUAAACAGGUCGCUGCCUUGGUGCAGCAGUUAAAUGCCAAGGCCUUGCCGCAAACCCAAGCGAGUAGUCAUACGACUUCUGCCCCCGUAGCAAAGGGACCCCCGAAUACAAACAGGAGCCAUUCCCAGGCCAGUUUCUGUGUCCGUGGCACCCGCUAA